Messenger RNA from Ceratitis capitata (Mediterranean fruit fly), 4402 nucleotides. RefSeq lists its product as uncharacterized. NCBI's taxonomy places the organism in Eukaryota, Metazoa, Arthropoda, Insecta, Diptera, Tephritidae. Gene Ontology annotation, biological process: protein polyubiquitination; antigen processing and presentation of peptide antigen via MHC class II; immune response. Gene Ontology annotation, molecular function: zinc ion binding; ubiquitin protein ligase activity; MHC protein binding. Gene Ontology annotation, cellular component: late endosome membrane; cytoplasm; lysosome. The record is from RefSeq and is a predicted model, not a curated record. Bases 670 to 2730 code for a protein of 686 amino acids. The transcript has 7 exons.
UUGUUUGUCUUGUAUUCUGGCAUUCGCCGCUGUUCUCCUCGUUCGUUCGGUUUUUUCUUAGCUCUUCAGGGAGGAGUGUUUAUGUAAAAUACAAAAUAUUUUUUAGCGAACAAAAAUCGGUCUUACAAAUAAAAAAGCGACGGAUUGAUAUGUAGGUGCGAAAAUAAAAAGUGCAGCGCAGUUUGGGGCUUGUUUAAUGAGUGAUUUAUAAUUUUAAAAAGUGGAUAACACACCUCAGCUCAUCAUCUGAGUCAUUGAAAAUAUGAAGUAUGCCCACGUAAAGGAAGCUAAAAUCAAUGAAGUGCAUAAUAAAUAUAAAAUGCAUUGAAAAUAUUAAAAUUCUCCAGAACGAAAAAAAUAUGUGUUUGCAUGUUUGAUACGAAAACUAACUAAUUUAUUAAGCUAAUCUUCGAACACAGCGGGAAAACAUUUUUGUUGUGAAUAAUAAGAAAAACACCGUAUGCCACGAUAAAACACCCCAGACAAGCAACUAAUAAAUAGUUCAAUGUGAUUGUAUGUAGAGAGUGCAUAGUGUCGUAAACGCCAGCAUUUGUAUCUAUACGAAGUACUUUAACACGUAAACAUACAUAUAUAUAUACAUAUAAAUAUAUAAAAGAGUAUAUUAAUGAGAGAUCUAAGCAGUGAGCUAAUUUAAUUUAAGCAACAAUUAUGCAUUGUGACAACACGAAAACAUCCUCAGAAAUCGAACAUGUCGACUGGAGUACUGGCACCGGUUCGGGCCAUCAUUACGCCAAUGUUAGAUUUGGAUCAGGCAGCAGUCAGGCUUCACAAAGCAGUGGGGAUAUUUGCCGCAUCUGCCACUGCGAGAGCGAUCCACAAAACCCUCUACUAACGCCUUGCUAUUGUGCGGGUAGUCUAAAAUACGUCCAUCAGGCAUGCCUCCAGCAAUGGUUAACAGCAUCGGAAACGAAUGCUUGCGAAUUAUGCAAAUUUCCCUUUAUAAUGCACACCAAAAUCAAACCGUUCAAUGAGUGGCGUAGCCUUGAUAUAUCCGGUAUUGAACGAAGACGCCUCUGCUGUUCGGUGUUGUUUCAUUGCGCUGCCGCUUUAUGCGUUAUUUGGUCGCUUUGUGUGCUAAUCGAACGUGCGGCUGAUGAUGUGAAACGUGGACUCAUUGAUUGGCCCUUCUGGACGAAGUUGGCCGUGGUCACUGUUGGUUUGACAGGUGGCGUUGUUUUCAUGUAUAUUCAAUGCAAAGCUUAUCUACAUUUAUGUCAUCGUUGGAAAGCCCGGAACAGAAUUCUACUCAUACAAAAUGCGCCCGAAAAAAUACAUGCCCUAUCACCGCCGUCUCCAACGGUCCAACAUCGCACACAUCAUGAAGGCUCUAGCGAACCACGAACCUCAGGCACAAAUGCGCCACCCGCCUGUAGCGUGGAUGGUCCAAGUGUUGAGGUUGUUGCUAAUGGCGCUUCUGCUUCAAAUGCUUAUAAUUAUGCCUCCGCAACAGGCACCGGCAGCAUUUCGGGCAGUUUGGAUAUAGAAGGUGCAGCAACACUUCAUCAACACUCCUCACAUCACUAUCAUCUUCCAGCCGAACAACAUCGUGUGCCACAAAGUGGCGGUGGUGAUGCAGAUUCUGAUGUUUUGCCUACAUCUCAUCAUCACAGUCAUUUGACGCCGCAACGGCAGCUGGGGCAGGUAGCUGUCGCGGCAAAUAUUGAGUGUGCGCAAUUGCAAAGUAAUUACGAACGCGAUUGGGCAUUAGAUGAUGUUGUCUCUCAAAUAUCAUCUUUCCGGCCUUGUCCACAAGGCUCUGGUAGCAUGACACCAUUCCACGAUUCCAUACAUAACGUACUCGAACAUUCGGAGAAUUCAAGUCGUGGAUCUGUAAAUGACGUGUGUGGCGGUUCACGCCAAGAUCUCAGCACAGGUGGCAUUUCGACUGACACAGGACGUGAACAUGCGCUGCAAUUGAGUAGUUUUAGUGGUAGCGGCGACCAAAAAGCACCCUCAAUCAGUUCAGGCGUUUCCAACGCGGUGGCUAAUGGCUUGGGUGGCUUCGUCUACAAGCCGCACACCAAACGCUAUUCGAAUUCAUCGAUAUUCGUAGAGAACCGUGAUAUCCUCACUGACUCGAUGGGCCUCAGCAUGGAAUCAUCGAUGGAUUAUCCAGCUCCCAACGAGAGUUAUCGGCAUGUGAACACAUUAACGCCACCCAGUGUUGCUGAUGUUGAAGCUGAAAGCGAACAAAUGAAUAAAUUGCUUACGAAAGACUUACGACGCUACUCGGACACAAAACUUGUAAUCGGACCGGAUAGCGAACCAAUGUUGGGGACAAAUGUUGAUGACGUUGUACUACCGUCAGCCGUGCCAAUAGAACCUACGUACUCAUCAGCAAGGAAAACAAUGGGCGGUGGAAGUAAACGGGCGCACCAACUUUUGAAACAGCACUCGGCUAGUGCCACUGAUACAAUUUUAGAUAUGGAGCUGCCGACGUCACCGCUUUCGCCUCCAGCAGCAUACGCGGCAAAUGUGACAUUGGCUACAGCGCGUCAGACCCAGGCAGCUCUACGGCGUUCAUUGCAUACAGUGGACGAGUUGGGAGCUUGCGCGGUUACAAAAGAGUUGCUGACAGAUAGAGCCAUACCCAGCACUAUCGCAGCGGUGGUGGGUACGACUGCGUCUGGGCGACAGUCCACGUCGAAAACCAUGUUUAAAUCGUUGCCAAAUUUAAGUGGCAGUUGUGAAAAUUUGCUCAGAAAGUGAGCAUGCAACGCGCGUUUCUGCCCAACUUCAUUUCGUGCAAGCCCAAAUUUGCUUAAAUGAAGAAUAUAUUAUACCUAUAUGUGUAUAAGUAAAUGUACUGAGUUUCGCUCUCUAAGUUGUGUUCGCACAUAUCUAUCUGUAUUUCAUUAUAUUUUAUUUUAUUAUUAACAUUAUUAUUAACUUGUGUGCGACGAACAAAGAUUACUUGCGUCCAAUAUUUAUUCACGCUUAAUAUUGUUCAUUUUAGGUGUUCUCCCUGGGGAUAUAUGUAUGAAAGGGAAUCUUUUGUACAUUUAUCCCGCUUAUGUUGAGGGUGAUGUUUAAUUAUUGAACGCAGUGUUAGACUGUUGUACUUUGAUAUAUAAGGUUGCUGUAAAUAAAAUUAAAUGAUACAAUUGUAUUACUAGCAGAAGCAAAGAAAAGAUGUGGGGGAGUACGAAUUUGAAAUUUAUUCAUAUGUUUGUAUUUAAGAAUUACUAGCAAAGAUCAAGAUAAAUCUAAAUUAUACGAGCAAAAGGGCAAGUUUGUAUAUUUUAUUUUCAAUUAAAAUUAAACUAAUGCUUCAUGUUUCGUGUAUGUUUAUUACAUUGUUAUAAUAGAAACUGUUCAUCUGCUUCAAUUUUAAUCAACAUGUUUUCGAAGCAAAAAAUGAAUUUUUGAAAAAACUGCGUUCAAUAAUUAGUUAAUUUUAUACUCUAGUUAAGCAUAAGUUAUUUCAAUAAAACAUUUAGUAGCGUGCCAAAACUUGGACUACUCGCACCUUAAGCUUCUGUUCUACAAAUGGCUGUUCUGCGUAAAACUACAAUUUCAUUAUUUAAAAAACAUUAUGCAUUACUCAAACGUCCCAUUAAUGCGCCAUAGAAAGCAUAACAUUUCUGCCAUUUUAUUAGUUAUACAGCAUUGGCAUACCUAGUUUCGAAAUUGCUUCCUUUAAACUUUUCUAUAUGUAACUUGAAGUGGAGAGAACUAGGAUGUUGCAAGUAAAUGCUUAACAACUGUGAUUACUAAAUUGUAUAACCUUUUAGACUUUUUUGCAAAUCUUGAAUCAUUUCAAACAAAGGGAAAGCUGGAAAAUGUCACUUUUUUCAAACGCUCCUAAAACACGGGGAGCAGUUGGACUUAUAUACAUAAAUGCUGCAUAUUAAUGCAAAUAAAAGAUAAAUAGUAUAUACAUGCCUACAUAAAUUCAUAAAUAUAAAUUAUCUUACCGGAAUAGAAAUAAAUCAAUUCAAAAAAAAAAAAAAAAAAAAAUUAAAUAUUUUUCUAUAAAGAAAUUGUCGUUUUAGCAUUGCGCCUUAUACUCGCUUUUUAAAGUUUCAGAAAUGUUUUGAGAUAAAAAAAAUCAGUUAAAAUCUGUUUAAAUGCAAAAUUCUUCCCCUUUUUACUCGCUUUAGUCCUUCCUCGACUAAUGGAAAUAAACAUUCAAUAGCUUAUCACUUAACUAAAUUAACAUUAUUAUUCUUUUAUUUAAUUUUUGUACAGUAAAUAGUAUAAAAUCAUCAUCAAAAAAAUUUUGUAAUUAAAUUAAUCAACUAGUAAACCAUUACUAUUGUAUUAAACAUUAUUAUUUACAUUAUUAGGUAUGUUGAACCCGCAUACUACAGAAAACUAUUUAAAAUUAUUAUAUCUAUAUUAAUGUAAUUUUAAACCAAUAAAAGAAAUGAAAUACAAA